UCUCGUGUUUCCCGCAACUUGUCACUCGUAUCUGUGAACAUCUUCAUUCAUUUCCUUUUUUGGAUCUCUACAGUCUUCGCAUACACGUCUAUCACAUCCAAGCAACAUGGCGGAGGGCAAAAAGACAGAUGAUUAUACGAUCCAGAUGGGCACGAUAGACCAGGGGAAUAAGAGUUUCGAGGCGCCGCCGCCGCCGCAGACUAGGAGUCCGCCGUCCGGCUCCAUGUCCAACAGUCCUAUUCUGCCCGUCCUGGCGUAUUGCGGAUCGUCGAUUUUGAUGACCGUUAUGAACAAAUAUGUCCUGUCCGGCACCGAUUUCAACCUCAACUUCUUCCUCCUCUGUAUUCAGUCUCUCGUUUGCAUUAUUGCGAUCCAGACCUGUAAAGCAUGUGGGUUGAUUACCUAUCGCGAUUUCAGCACGGAUGAGGCUAGAAAGUGGUUCCCGAUCACUCUCCUUUUGAUCGGCAUGAUUUACACGGGCUCCAAGGCACUGCAGUUUCUCUCAAUUCCUGUGUACACUAUCUUCAAGAACCUGACCAUCAUCCUCAUUGCUUACGGAGAGGUGCUGUGGUUCGGCGGUUCUGUCACCGGGCUAACAUUGUUUUCAUUCGGACUCAUGGUUUUGAGCUCCAUCGUUGCCGCAUGGGCCGACAUUAAGCACGCCGUCGAAAGCAGCACGGAUGCGACCGCCAAGGUCUCUACUCUCAACGCCGGCUAUAUCUGGAUGUUGAUCAAUUGUCUCUGCACGUCGUCGUACGUGUUGGGCAUGCGCAAGAGAAUUAAGUUGACCAAUUUUAAGGACUUUGACACGAUGUUCUACAACAACCUUCUAUCCAUCCCCGUUCUCGUCGUGCUCUCCGGGUUUCUGGAAGAUUGGUCGUCCGCGAAUGUCAACCGCAACUUCCCUCCAACGGACCGCAAUAGUAUCAUGUUUGCCAUGAUCCUCUCAGGCCUAUCGUCCGUAUUCAUCUCCUACACCUCCGCUUGGUGCGUUCGCGUAACGUCAUCCACUACCUACUCCAUGGUGGGAGCCCUCAAUAAGCUGCCCAUCGCCAUUUCGGGUCUUGUUUUCUUUGAUGCCCCAGUUACCUUCCCCAGUGUUUCGGCCAUUGUUGUGGGAUUCGUCAGCGGUAUCGUUUACGCCAUUGCCAAGAUCAAGCAAAACGCCAAGCCAAAGACCGGCGUCCUGCCUACCGCCAAUCCCCCUGUCAGCGCCAGCAGCCAAAGUAUGAGGGACUCGCUGCGAUCCUAAGCGGAGUCGCUGGAAAGCAGCAAAAUAGCCAGGUUC
Messenger RNA from Aspergillus heteromorphus CBS 117.55, 1288 nucleotides. It is a transcript of the gene gmtA, whose product is annotated as GDP-mannose transporter. Gene Ontology annotation, cellular component: Golgi apparatus. The coding region runs from base 107 to 1252 and encodes 381 amino acids. Gene Ontology annotation, molecular function: antiporter activity; GDP-mannose transmembrane transporter activity. Gene Ontology annotation, biological process: transmembrane transport. Lineage: Eukaryota; Fungi; Ascomycota; Eurotiomycetes; Eurotiales; Aspergillaceae. The record is from RefSeq and is a predicted model, not a curated record. The transcript has 4 exons.